AUGAAGUUGGAAGAUGAGCUGCUUUCAAUCCAGAAAACUCAGAAAAUUCAGAAAAGGCAGGAAAAACAGAAAUUUUUAGAUUUAUUGAUUCAAGGAACAAAUAAUUCUUCGAUUGUCUCAAAAAGAUCUGUAGAGAGGUUAUACUCGUCAAAUAAAAGAAGCACCAAAAAUGAUUAUUUUAGAUACUUUGUUAAGAAACCUCAGAGAAGAUCCCCAAUCAUCAAUAGAGGCUAUUUAUUGAGAAUGCUCGCUAUCAAAAACUCAAUCUUGUCAAUUAUUGAUAGCUCAAUUAAAAAUAAUUUAAACAAUAAUCAUGAUCUUAAAUUUAUAAUAAUCAAUCUAGGCUGUGGAUUUGAUCCUUUACCCUUUGAAUUGAUUAACAACAAUAAUCUUUUAAAUAAUACCGAUAAAAAUGAUUUAUUGUUUAUUGAUAUCGACUAUAAAGAUUUAAUUGAAAGAAAAGUUUCAAUCAUUAAAAAUUCUGUUGAUUUAUUAAAUAUCAUAAAAAAUAAUAACGAUAAUAAUAAUGAUAAUGAUAACAUUUUAAUUAAUCCCAAUAUUUUAUUACAAUCAAAUUCCUAUUUAUCUGUUGCAUCUGAUUUAAAUGAUUCCAUUUCUUAUAAAAAUACUUUAUCCUCCAUUUUUAAUCAGUUAAAUGCAUUAAAUAUUAAUCAAAAUAAAAAAUUUAUUAAUAUUUUUUUAUCAGAAGUUGCAAUCGCAUAUAUGGAUCCCAUUCAAUCUGAUAAAAUUAUUAAAGUUUCAAUAAACUUUAACAACAAUAUUUAUAAUAAUCAUUUUCUUUUAUUAGAACAAAUCUUGCCUUCAGGUUUUAAUCAUCCAUUCGCUAAAAAAAUGUUAAAUCAUUUCAAUAAUUUAGGUAGUCCAAUAAAUUCAAUCUCAGAUAUAUCUAAUGGUUAUCAUAAUUUAAAUGAUCAAGUUAAUAGAUUUUUACAUUUAUAUAACACUAUAAAUAACAACAGGAAAUUUAAUAUUGAAAUUAAUGAUUUAUUGAACUAUUACAACCAAAUCUUAGAUAAAAAUAUUAAAUUAAAAAUUAACCAAAUUGAACCAUUUGAUGAAUGGGAAGAAUUUUAUCUAUUUGCUCAACAUUAUUUUAUUUUACAUUUUAAUAAUGAUCAAAUUAAUAUUUUUAAUGAUAAUUUCAAUUAUCAAAAAGUCAUUGAAAACAGUUUAUCAAGCAAUUUAUUAAAUAAUAAAUCAUUUUCAAAUUUAAAUUUAUUUAUUCAAAAAUCCAAUUCAAAUAAUUUACAAAGAAAAUUUAUGUCCUCCUGUAAGAUCUCAAAUCAAAUCUUUUUAAAUAGUGGAUUUCAAUCAACUAGAUUAAAUAAUUCAAUGUUAUUAUCAACAAAUUUAACAAAAUCAACAAGGGAUACAGAUUUGAUUAUAUUAAAAAAUCCAAAUGAUAAAGGUUUAUUUCCAAUUGAAAGAAUGUGUCAUUCAAUAACUAACAUUGAUAAUAAUAACUUGAUUUUAACAGGGGGUAGAACUUCACCAAAUAAUUAUUUAGAUGAUUGUUGGUUAUUAACUAAAGAUAAAAAUAGUUUAUUUAAUUGGAAAAAAUUAAAGUCAAUUCCAAAUUCCAGAUUUAGGCAUUCAACUUUUUUAAUCAAUAAAAACACUUUAAUCUUAUUUGGGGGAAAUUUUAGUUCAAAUAAUUCCUUAUUUUUAAGAUAUAAUAUUUCAGAAGAUGAAUGGCAAGAAAUGGAUUUUAACAUUAAUAUUGAAAAUAUAAUUUCAAGCUGUUUGCACUAUAAUGAAAACAGCAAAACCGGAUAUAUAAUUGGUGGCAUGAAUUCUAAUAAUAGAAUAGAAUCUAGUUUUUAUUCAUUUAAAGUUGAUUUAAAUAAAAAUAAAAUUGAAUUGAGAAACCUCGGAGAAGAUAGGUUAUUUAAUAGAUAUGGUGGUCAAUUAAUACUGAGAAAAAGUUUUGGCAAUAACAAAAAUGCUAAUGACAAGGAAACUUUGUUAUUGAUUGGAGGAGUUAGCGACUGUUAUUUGUUGGAUCAAUACAAUUCAAUAAUUGAGAUUGAGAUUGAGAUUGAAACCGGGAAUCAGGUUAAGAUUAAUUUUAUAAAAAUUGAUGAAAAGAUAUGGAAUAAGAUGCCUUUAUUAAUUGGAUUUAAUUUACUUGAAUUCAAUGAAAGAUACAAAGUAUGUCUAUUAGGAGGUGGUGUUUGUUUUUCAUUUGGAUCAAUUUGGAAUGACAUUUUAAUAAUUGAU
Molecule: messenger RNA, 2241 nt
Organism: Ascoidea rubescens DSM 1968
Lineage: Eukaryota; Fungi; Ascomycota; Saccharomycetes; Ascoideales; Ascoideaceae
Gene: PPM2
Product: tRNA methyltransferase PPM2
Exons: 2
Biological process (GO): wybutosine biosynthetic process; tRNA methylation
Molecular function (GO): protein binding; tRNA methyltransferase activity
Source: RefSeq, a predicted model, not a curated record